This is a messenger RNA of Hydra vulgaris (swiftwater hydra), 558 nucleotides long. RefSeq names its product calcium-responsive transcription factor-like. Gene Ontology annotation, molecular function: DNA-binding transcription factor activity. Lineage: Eukaryota; Metazoa; Cnidaria; Hydrozoa; Anthoathecata; Hydridae. The record is from RefSeq and is a predicted model, not a curated record.
AAAAAUGUAAUUCCUAGUUCUUAAUCUCCUUACGAAAGAAUGUUGUUUUUCCGGAAUUGCACGAAAUCCUCCGGUUAACAACCCUAGUCCAGCCGUGAUUUAUAUAAAAGAAAUAGUUGAAUUUCCAGAGUUUUUCAAGCUCACUAGAGAUACAACAUGGUCAAGAAAUGAAAUGUCAAAAAGCUUCGAAUAGCUAUUUCUACCCAAGGAAAUUUAAUUAUGUGUAGAAAGUACAUUUUAGUAAUGCCAGGUGUUUCUGCUCAUAAAAACCAUGUGAUAGGAGAGACAACGGGUCUUAGUCAACCCUUUUCUGAUACUCUCAUUAUUAAAAUUGGAGAGUUAGUAAAAAAGGGUGUCAACACUGUUCCAGAAAUGAAAAGACAUCUUGAUUAUUUUGUUGAAGCUGAAUUUGGUUUAAGUAACAUUCCUCAUAAAGAAAACAAGCGUUACUUUCCACUGGAUAAAACAAUUCGGAAUCAUAUGAUGAAUGCAAGGAGAAAACUUCGCAGCUCUUUAAUAGAUCAAGAAUGUUUGCUUGAUAAAGUUAAUGAAUGGAGA